Molecule: messenger RNA, 2223 nt
Organism: Aspergillus fumigatus Af293
Lineage: Eukaryota; Fungi; Ascomycota; Eurotiomycetes; Eurotiales; Aspergillaceae
Product: putative CHY and RING finger domain protein
Biological process (GO): protein ubiquitination; ubiquitin-dependent protein catabolic process
Cellular component (GO): nucleus
Molecular function (GO): zinc ion binding; ubiquitin protein ligase activity
Source: RefSeq, a predicted model, not a curated record
AUGAGUGGGCUCAUUUCUUCUUUACUGAUCGAAACCAUCGUUCGGCAAGCCCGUCGUCUCUCAAAUCAGACAGAUUCUCAUCCACCUUACGAUGACGACCUAGCCGAUUCGCUACCAAUUACACAAAGCAGCAGCUCAUCAGCGACCUACGACGGGAAUGACCACGCCGAGGUAUCAAGUAGGAAUGGUGAUCAUGAGACUUCGGCGAGGGGUACUCCUUCCGUACCUUCCCCACCGCCGCCGUCUGAACUGAGCAGUUGGCGUCAUGAUAUGUCACCAAACCAGUCUCGUUCUGGAACAGCAAUUGUAUCACCCCAGAGCCUUCGUGGCCUGUAUGAGAACGAACAUGUUGAUGGUGUCCGAACGUACACUGCACCUGAAGUAACGGGAGCUGACUCUCCGUCUGUCUCCCUGCGAAAUAUGGUCCUCGAGACAAAUCCAAGUGCGCAAGAGUCACAUCAUUAUUCUGCCAGUCAUGACAAUCUUGAUGACAUUGGUGACCAGUUCUUGCUUCCGGAGGACGACGGAAUGGGAGUUUUGAGAAAGAAGAUCCACGCUAUUCGGGACCUCCAAUGUAGCAAUGAGGAAAAAGCACGUAUGAUCCACGAAUUGAUGACUGAGAGGUACAAUGCUUCUCGGGGAAGGAAGGACUUAAUACCGACAUCACCGAGGACACUGUCAUCAUCUAGUCCUCAACUAUCCGAGCGAUCUGUGACUCCGAUUUCUCGCUGCGGCAGCCUGUCCUCCGACCAUGCGCCCACCAAUCCAGCUUCAAGAGCUCCGACCAGCCACCAAAUUGAGGACACAUACAAAUUAACCGCGGAAGACCUGAAACCCACAUUUUUUCCUAAGUCCGAAUCGGACUCGCCCGUGUGCGAUUUUGAGGAUGCGGAUGCUGAGGACGUCGAGGUGGCCUGCUUAGGCUGUCGACAUUAUAGAAGGAACGUCAAACUACAAUGCUUUGCUUGCAAAAAAUGGUAUACUUGUCGCUUCUGCCACGAUGAGGUAGAAGAUCAUCACCUCGAUCGACCGAAGACGGAGAACAUGCUGUGCAUGCUUUGUGGACAUGCUCAGCCUGCCGCAGCAGUCUGUCGGCAAUGCGGUAAACUUGCUGCGCAAUACUAUUGCAACAUCUGCAAACUCUGGGAUAACGAUUCGAACAAAAGUAUUUACCAUUGCAAUGAUUGUGGUAUCUGCCGUAUCGGUCAGGGUCUUGGAAAGGAUUUCUUUCACUGCAGGACGUGUAGUGUAUGUUUGCCUAUUUCGAUAGAAAACACCCAUCGAUGCAUCGAGCGCUCCACUCAAUGUGACUGUCCGAUCUGUGGAGAUUAUAUGUUUACGUCUCCUGAAACUGUUGUCUUCAUGCGCUGUGGACAUAGUAUUCAUCAAAAAUGCCUUUCUGAGUACUCCAAGAGUUCUUACCGAUGUCCCAUAUGCAGCAAAACCAUUGCCAAUAUGGAAUCGACUUUCCGGAACCUGGAUCGCACAAUCCAGAGUCAGCCCAUGCCCGCAGAAUUCAAGGAUACUAGCGCACUGAUUCACUGCAAUGAUUGUGGUGCGAAAUCAGUUGUCCGAUAUCACUGGUUAGGUUUGAAAUGUGACAUGUGUGAAUCAUACAAUACUGCCCAGAUCCGCCUGCUACAUGGCGAAGCCUCGGACUCUCUUGAUCGGGCCGGUGGAGAUAACAGGGAUGCGUCUGCUUCUCCGAUGCCAUCCACCUUUCACGGUACGGAAGAAGAAGCCUCCAUUUCAUUGCCUCUGGCCCAGUUGCGGGUUGAUACGAGCUCUCCCUCUGGAGCAGAUUCGAGUCCACGAUUUAUUGCGUCGUCAUCUGCAGAGCAAAAUGGACGAUUCUCCUCGUACAGCCUGACUCGAGGUCGUGCUGUCUCACCAGUCAUCAGUAAUUAUUUCGGACUGCCUCCAGACCGCGAAUCCAACAGAUCGAAGUCGACUCUACCUUUUUUCGGCGAUCUUGCUGGAAAAUAUAGUAAUGACCAUGCCGGUGGUAAUCUUCGUUUGUGGGGAACGAAUAUUAAGUACAAAUACGGCUUCCUCGACCGAGGAACAGAAUCAACCGAGGGAACCUCGGAGGUUGAGGGUGAAGGAGAUGACAGCGACGAUUCAACAGAUGGCGAAUCAAUGGCAAGCGACGAAGCCGAUUCUGGAGACCCAGAAGAAGACGAUGAUGAAGACGAAGGCAUUGAUAUUUUUGGACACAGGUGA